UAUCGAAGUAAGGUACUUUAUUACCUAGGUAGUUAAUUAUAUACAAUAACUAAAACGACAUCAAGAUUGGUUUCGGUUCCUACCCCACAGAGACAUUCUGUCCUUAAGCUUUGCGGUCGACAUACCAGACAUACUAUUCUUACAUCACACACCGAACACACACACCGCGAUCCUGCUAAGGGAAAUUCCCUCUUAAUUUCGAAGCCUGUCUCAGCUUAAUCGACUACACUCUGCUCUCUCCUUAGGACCUUGUACGUACAUUUCGCCUUCAGCAAUUGCUGUAGGUGCAUUGAUCCUCAACGUCCAAUCGAGCUUGGCGGGCUAUUGCGAGCCCGCAGACGACAUGGAUUACGAAGCUUUAAAAGAACAAUGGAGCGAAGUGGAAGAUCGUGAUGGUGUUCGACUGAGUUGGAAUGUCUUUCCUAGCUCUCGGAUGGAAGCGUCCCGCCUUGUCGUCCCCAUCGGUGCUCUCUACACUCCCCUGAAAGAGAAACCAGACACGCCACUACUACAAUUCGAACCUGUUACAUGUAAACAACCGUGCCGUUCUGUCUUGAACCCUUUCUGUCAAGUCGACGUCAGAGCACGUCUGUGGAUCUGUCCGUUCUGCCUCUCGAGGAACCCUCUCCCUCCUCAUUACAAGGACAUCACCCCUAAUGCCAUCCCCCCGGAGCUACACCCAUCCAACACAACAAUCGAAUAUCGGCUUUCGAGACCGGCACCUAGUCCACCUAUCUUUCUCUAUGUUGUCGAUACGUGUCAAGAGGAUGACAGUUUGUCGGCUCUGAAGGAGUCUCUCAUCAUGAGCUUGAGCCUCCUCCCCGAAAAUGCUCUAGUUGGCCUCAUUACUUAUGGGACCAUGGCCCAAGUUCACGAGAUCGGUUAUACUGAAUGUGCCAAGUCGUACGUUUUUCGUGGCAGCAAAGAUUAUUCUGCCAAGCAAGUCCAGGAGAUGUUAGGUCUUCUUGCCCCGAGUCUCCGUCCUGGUAUGCCGCAGCAGCAACCCGGCCGACCUAUGCUGCCCAUGGGACCCGCUACCAGAUUUCUGCUACCAGUUCAGCAGUGCGAGUUCCAGCUUACUAAGAUCCUGGAACAGUUGCAGAAGGACCCUUGGCCUGUUGCCAGUGAUAGGAGAAAUCUUCGAUGUUCUGGCGUUGCGCUCAGCGUUGCUGUUGGUUUACUUGAGUCUUCCUUCCAAAAUGCCGGUGGCAGGAUCAUGCUUUUCGCCGGCGGCCCUGCAACUGAAGGACCUGGAAUGGUUGUUGGCCCCGAAUUGAGAGAGCCAAUUCGUUCACAUCACGACAUUGACCGUGAUAAUAUCAAGUAUUACAAGAAAGCACUUAAAUUUUAUGAUAAUCUUGCGAAGCGAACAGCCCACAAUGGUCAUAUAAUAGAUAUCUUCGCUGGCUGCUUGGAUCAAGUAGGAUUGCUCGAGAUGAAAGGUCUGUGCAACUCGACAGGUGGUCACAUGAUCCUCACCGAUAGCUUUACUUCAUCUAUGUUUAAGCAGUCAUUCAUUCGAGUUUUCGAGAAGGACGGAGAUGAUAAUUUACUAAUGGGAUUCAAUGCCGUCCUUGAAGUUUUAACAACCAAGGAGCUCAAGGUUACCGGCCUCAUUGGGCAUGCCGUGUCAUUAAACAAGAAGUCAACUUCAGUCGGGGAGACCGAGUGUGGUAUUGGCAAUACGUGCUCGUGGAAAAUGUGUGGUAUCGAUCCUAAUGCGAGCUAUGGCAUCUAUUUCGAGGUUGCAAGUCAAGGCGGACCCACGCAACAUCAACAAGGCCAGCAGAAGGGCAUGAUGCAAUUCUUGACGUAUUAUCAACAUUCUUCCGGGCAGUUUCACCUCCGCGUAACUACCAUUGCUAGGAACUUAAGCGGCCCAGCCGGAGAUCCUGCUAUCGCACAGUCCUUUGACCAAGAAGCGGCCGCAGUACUUAUGUCAAGAAUUGCAGUUUUCAAGGCGGAGGUCGACGAUGGUCCCGAUGUUCUUCGAUGGGUUGACCGAAUGCUCAUUCGGUUAUGUUCACGUUUUGCCGAUUACAGGAAAGAUGACCCAUCCUCAUUUAGGCUGGAAAAGAACUUUACCCUCUACCCCCAGUUCAUGUUUCACCUCCGACGAAGCCAGUUCCUUCAGGUCUUCAACAACUCGCCUGACGAGACCGCCUUCUACCGACACGUGUUAAACCACGAAGAUGUGAGCAAUUCUCUCAUCAUGAUACAACCAACCCUCGAUUCGUAUACCUUCGACCAGGACGGAGGACAGCCUGUCUUGUUGGACUCGACUUCUAUUCAACCCACGCAUAUCUUAUUACUGGAUACGUUUUUCCAUAUUCUCAUAUUCCACGGAGAAACCAUCGCAGAAUGGAAGAAAGCGGGAUACCAAGAUCAAGAAGGCUACGAGAAUUUUGCUGCGCUCCUGGAACAGCCUAAAGAGGACGCGAGGGACCUCAUUGCGGACCGUUUCCCGCUCCCUCGGUUUAUUGUAUGCGAUGCUGGUGGCUCGCAAGCGCGGUUUUUGCUUUCAAAGCUAAACCCGUCAACGACACACACUACUGGGGCAUAUGGCGGUGUUGGUGCUCAGACAGCUCAGACUAUAUUUACGGAUGAUGUAUCACUGCAAACUUUCAUGGACCACUUGAUGAAGUUGGCCGUGAGCGGGACAAAUUGAUCGUUGCAGUAAAACCUAACAUUCUUGGACGAGGAGUUUAUAAAGCUUGCGCUGCGUGGCUUUUUGGGCCCAAGAACUGCUUCGCCAUGACUGUCUCACCACAUACCAUCACGACAAGUAUAGCAGGCUCGCCACAGUAGGUGUUAGUUUUAGAGCACGCUGAUUGUUAGGAGGUAACGAAGCUAGCUCGGAGCGGCUCAUGUAUUUAAUGCUAUUGUAGAGAGCAGCCAGUUCAUACGUCAAUAAACCGUAUGUCCUCAGUGACACGACAUUCA
Messenger RNA from Daldinia caldariorum, 2943 nucleotides. RefSeq names its product Sec23/Sec24 trunk domain-containing protein. Gene Ontology annotation, molecular function: zinc ion binding; GTPase activator activity. Bases 344 to 2668 code for a protein of 774 amino acids. The record is from RefSeq and is a predicted model, not a curated record. Gene Ontology annotation, cellular component: COPII vesicle coat; endoplasmic reticulum exit site. The transcript is spliced from 7 exons. Gene Ontology annotation, biological process: COPII-coated vesicle budding; COPII-coated vesicle cargo loading; endoplasmic reticulum to Golgi vesicle-mediated transport. Lineage: Eukaryota; Fungi; Ascomycota; Sordariomycetes; Xylariales; Hypoxylaceae.